AUGAACACCACCACGGAUUACUCAAUUGCUGGUCAAAAUACUGCAUUUGAUAGUUCUUUUGUGGGUCUAUCGGGCCUCAUAUUUCAUGAAAUAAUGUUGUCUCAUGGUAUAAAACAUGUGUUUGGAUAUCCAGGAGACAUGAACAAGGAGCAUAUGACGGAACGUUAUGAGAGAGUUAUUG
Funneliformis geosporum is the source of this 181-nucleotide messenger RNA. Lineage: Eukaryota; Fungi; Glomeromycota; Glomeromycetes; Glomerales; Glomeraceae. The record is from the annotation of a GenBank genome assembly.